CGAUUGACAAAUUCCUGCUCCAACCGGUGCUUGCCGGUCUGGGUAGGUCGGAGCUUAGCAGGCAGGCUAGCAGGGAUCAGAAUCAAGUGACAGCGCGAUCCGCUCGCAGCAUUCAUACACAAAAGAGGCGCGUUGUCCAUUUGCCCCUCGUCGCGCUCUCCCCUGAUUCCUCUCCCAAUUCUUCCCCAAACCCGGACUACCCUGUCUUUCUUUGCCGCCGGGUACGGGUGUCUCACUCUCGUCGCAUCACCAGACCUCGAAUAUUUUGAAUUUUUGGAACUUUUUUGAUGAUUCGCUCUAUCGACACCAAUAAACAUCAUUUUACAGUAUACUUAGGCCUUUGCAGUGGUAUUUGGGGCGGGCUUUCCAAGAUUUCAACCCGAGACAACACAUCCUUGCCACUUUGGGCGCACGCACAGAACGGCGGUCAAUUGACGACUACGAAAAGCCAUCCCCAACGUAAUUAUUCAAGUGCGUUCGAAACACUACUCUUCAACCGAUGCGACCCGGGGACAUGGCAACCACGACAAUGACGUCCACAACGGAGAAGAAGCGCCCGAGGAGACCGCGUCGAAAUCACAUCGUACCCGAGUCUGGGUCACUUUACGACGUCAUGCAUGAGCACCAGGGCCUUUCGCUCUUCGUCCUACCGAUCUGCUGGACCGAUCUUCACACGCGACUGCUUGGCUGUCGCUUCGUCCAACUGCCGCCGCAAAACACUCCGACGCCGUCGUCAUCGAAUUCCCCGCGCAGAUCGCCUGCACGAACAUCGCCGACGGUUGUGGAAAUUGGACGAUACCUGGACACAUUGAUGACUACUGAGACGUCGCGCAACAUCAUGAUGAAGAACCGCGCGUUAAGAAACAUCAUGAUGACUCUAUUUCCAGAUCACCUAUCGAAGCCAAAGGCAGGACUUGCAGAGCUGGACUUGCGGUUCGGGGGUCGUUUGUACCAAAAGGCAGUCAGAUGCCAGGUUCUCUGGAAACACCCCGACGCAUGCUUGUCCUUUGAUUCGGCCACCACCUGGACAUCGAGUCGAUCUACAAACCAACUCCUCGCCUCAAUGAACGUCACUGUUGCUGCAAACGACGCGCCAAUACUGGCCUAUGUCAGUCGCAGUAACCUCGACUGUAUCAGGAAUAACUGCUUCCGCAUUGCACCCGGGCCUAUGAAAUCCUACAACGGCCCGGUUCAUCAAUUACAAAAGCUGCGAUCGAAGCAUCUGAUACCCAGCAACCCCGACGAAGACCAGUACUUCAUUGCGGCCAUGAUCGCUAUGGCACAGAAGACAGUUUAUGCGGAUGGACUGAGGAGUAACAUCAUCUCACCCCGGGAUGUCAAGGUUAGGUUAUUCACAGUGUCGGAGGAGGAAAACACAUUCCUCGUCUACACGGCCACCGUACCCGCGGCUUUCCUGAUGAUGUUCCACGAGCCGCAUAAAGCGCCUCAGGAGAAUGCAAAAUUCGACAUCGAGUUCACGUCGGUACCUGUUUGGCCAGUACUUGGUCUCAAGGAAAGAUUGGGGAAGGCGCUUGGUGAGGAAGUUGUGGGCGGCUUCGAUGAGCUCAACAUUGAGACGUACGACGAGGAAGAAGAGGAAGAGUUGACAUCCAUUCCCCAGGUGACCACUUCGCCCAAGCGCAGGCGCGAGGCUCUGUCGGAAGUUCUUAACGCGAGCUUCUCAGAAGACUCAAACUGCGAUGAUCCCUUGGGGAAGCGAAGGUGUCUCGAAGGUAGGGUUGGCGUUGUUCGAUGACUUCGCGGUGCCCUUUGUCGGAAGCUGCGUUUUGGGGAGACAGUUGCUGCGUUUGGGGGUAUCAGAUGAGCAGGCGAAAGGCGUUGAGGCCAUUGUAGGCUGAGGAGUCUGAAUGGCCAGCGGAUGACGACACGAGAUUUAGAUUUGUUGAUGACAAAACUUAAGACAUGGCAAGCAUGAUGGGUUAAGGGAGGCUAUACCAUUCACGAUGGCGUUUUUAUGCAUAUCAUGGCAUCGGUGGGAAAUGCUCGACACCUCAAACGAGGCGCGGCAUUGCAUUGCAUGGCGACGCACACAUUUGAAAACUUUGAGCUAGAAAUUACGGGUUCUGCGAGAAAUGGAAUUUUGUGCUUGUUUAUAGCAGCUUAUGAUUCAAUUAGCUUUCGUUUAUGACGCCGCGGUAUACGGGCAGACAAUGCAUAAAAAU
Molecule: messenger RNA, 2183 nt
Organism: Pseudomassariella vexata
Lineage: Eukaryota; Fungi; Ascomycota; Sordariomycetes; Amphisphaeriales; Pseudomassariaceae
Exons: 1
Coding region: 500-1756 (418 amino acids)
Source: RefSeq, a predicted model, not a curated record